AUGACCAAAGCCCAAAUCAUCACCGUCGGCGUGCUCGCCCUCCAAGGCGGCGUGGUCGAGCACCUCAACCUCCUCCGCAAGGCCACCUCCCACGUGCAGUCCCCCGACAGUAUCCGCUUCACUUUCACCGAAGUGCGCACGGCACCCCAACUCGCCCAAUGCGACGCUCUGAUCAUCCCCGGCGGCGAGUCCACCACAAUGGCCAUCGUGGCCCGCCGGCUGGGGCUGCUCGACCCGCUGCGGGAGUUUGUGAAGGUGCAACACAAACCAGUCUGGGGCACCUGCGCGGGGUUAGUGAUGCUCGCCGAGCAGGCGGCCGCGACCAAGCAGGGCGGGCAGGAACAGAUUGGGGGUCUGGACGUGAGGGUGUUGCGGAACCGGUAUGGCACGCAGAUGCAGAGCUUUGUGGCCGGGCUGGACUUGGGUUCGAUUCUUGGGGAGGACGCGGCGCCAUUUAGGGCGGUGUUUAUUCGCGCGCCCGUGGUGGAGGAAGUUAUCGCGGAGGCGGGUUCGCAAAAGCAGGGGCAUAGGGUUGAGGUGUUGGGGCUUUGUCGGGGGCCCGGGGGGCAGGUUGAGGGCGAGGGGAAGGGGGAUAUUGUGGCGGUGAGGCAGGGGAAUGUGUUUGGGACGAGCUUCCACCCGGAAUUGACGGAUGAUGUGAGGAUACAUGUAUGGUGGUUGGAGCAGGUGGCGGAUGCGGUUAGGCAUGGGAAGUUGGUUGUUGAAGGCGUUUAA
Messenger RNA from Chaetomium globosum CBS 148.51, 735 nucleotides. RefSeq lists its product as uncharacterized. Lineage: Eukaryota; Fungi; Ascomycota; Sordariomycetes; Sordariales; Chaetomiaceae. Bases 1 to 735 code for a protein of 244 amino acids. The transcript is spliced from 2 exons. Gene Ontology annotation, cellular component: cytosol; glutaminase complex. Gene Ontology annotation, biological process: pyridoxal 5'-phosphate biosynthetic process; pyridoxine metabolic process. The record is from RefSeq and is a predicted model, not a curated record. Gene Ontology annotation, molecular function: glutaminase activity.